Molecule: messenger RNA, 2434 nt
Organism: Epinephelus fuscoguttatus (brown-marbled grouper)
Lineage: Eukaryota; Metazoa; Chordata; Actinopteri; Perciformes; Serranidae
Product: glucocorticoid modulatory element-binding protein 1-like
Exons: 10
Coding region: 454-1989 (511 amino acids)
Biological process (GO): positive regulation of transcription by RNA polymerase II
Cellular component (GO): nucleus
Molecular function (GO): RNA polymerase II cis-regulatory region sequence-specific DNA binding; DNA-binding transcription activator activity, RNA polymerase II-specific
Source: RefSeq, a predicted model, not a curated record
CGCAGGCAACAACAAAAACACAGCACGCAAGUGUUUUGUGUAUCAUUUAUUGUAUGACAAACACAAUUAGGCCACACAAGUGGCACCCGAAACACCGCGGCGUUGUUGACACACAAACGCACCACUAGAGAGAACGUCUGUUAAAAACACGUCCAUGACUUCCUUUAGGAUAAAAACACAUUAGUGAAGGUUUCAGUCUUGCAGCAUAUGAGGCACUAUGGCUCUGAGGUAACUCUAACCAAGCCGUGCCUCGCACAUAAGAGCAGUUUGACCGAUUUACACAUCGCGUGCGAACUAACCGCUUCUCGUGACAGCGGGACAGAUGCUUCUCAGGCAAAUGCUGCCUUCACUGCAGGAAGUGUAACGAAGCAGCACGGCGCAUGCUCUCGUGCCUCUCUGACAAGCGGAGGAUGAACUAUCCGCUGCUGUAAAACGCUCUGUGGGGAGGGGGUGAUGGCGGGUGCUGAGGUCACCGUGUCUUCAGGGGAUCUCAUGACGGUGAAGGAGGAGGAAGGGGAGUCCAGUGGCAACAACCAUAAGACUCAAGUUAUCCUGCACCUGCAGCCCAUCCUGCACGGGAUAAACGACGACAUUGCUGACACUGGCACGACAGUCUUGGCCAUAGAGACACAUCAUGAAGAUAGUAAAGCAGAAGGAGAGGAGAUCGAGUACGGCUACCCCAUCACCUGUGGAGACAGCCGAGCAGUUCUACUCUUUAAGAAGUUUGUGUGCCCUGGGAUCAACGUCAGAUGUGUCAAAUUUAAUGACCAGCUCAUCAGUCCCAAGCAGUUUGUCCACCUGGCAGGGAAAGCCACUCUUAAGGACUGGAAACGGGCCAUCAGACUGGGAGGGGUAAUGCUCAGGAAAAUGAUGGACUCCGGCCAGAUAGAUUUCUACCAGCAUGACACGGUGUGCAGCAACACCUGCCGCAGCACUAAAUUUGAUGUGCUGAUCAACAGCACGCGGCUUCCUCCGGGGACCUCAGUGCAGCCGAGCCCAUCAUGUCUGGCUCUUGACCUUGUUGGAGGACAGGUGCCUCCCCUGACAGGGGAGGCUGUACAUGAUGCAGCAGAGGUAGAGGAGCCUGUGGAGGAGAAGUUCAGUGCAGCAGCAGAUUGGAGCCCUGGUGCGGCCCGCGAUGUGAAUCCCACCACAGCAAACGGACAUGCUGCGAAGAGAAAGAGGGCUGACACACCUCCUGAUGGAGUAUUGAGCCUGUGGAAGGGUGUGGCAGACUCGGGGCUGAUGGGCGAGGUCCUGUCCAGUCUCCAGACUGAGUUAUUAGCCACUCUGAAAGGAGUGGAGGUUCGCAGUGAGAAGGCCAGCCUGCAGGAGACAGAUGCCGUCAUACUUAAUUCCCUGUGUAAGAUGUUUGGCCUUUUAGACUCAGUGAAGCAAGCUCUGGACCUGAAGCGCAGCCAGGGUGAAGAAAACAAAAUCCAUAACAAUUUUUAUGUGCUGGAUGAGAGUUUGGAGGAGCGAAGGAAGCGGGGUUGUGAUAAAAGCACCUCUUACAAAAUUCAAUCCUUGAAACACCUACGACCUCACCGUCACAACAACAGCCAAACCCACAACAUGCUGUCCCCUGUCAAAACAAGCCCAGUGAUCCAGCCUCUCUCCAUCACCAGUUUAUCUAUCGCACCUUACGCUCAGCUCACCAUCAACCCUCAGCUCUUCACCCAUUUCUCUACCUCUGCUGGCCAGCGCCACCACGCCGGAGCUGGCAGGAUGGACAGGGAUGCCCAUAAUACCACGCUGGAGAGGGAGCGUGAGCUUGGUGAGAAUCAAGAGAAACUUCGCAGGCUGGGACAGGCGGGUGUGGAGGGAGAGGACACCUCAGGGAUUCACAAAGAGCCUGGACAGAGGACUGUUAAGUUUCAAGGAGACCCUCACCUUAGAAGUGAGGAUGUAGACGAGACGGAGAGCUUGCAAGGUAUUGAAAAGGUGGUUACAGGAAGAAAGGCGUCAAAGAAACAUAAAAGUAUGUGAGGGAGAGAGAGACGAUCUCAAAGGGAAGCUGGGCUAAAAUAGGGAUUGUGCCUGAAACCUGAAGACUAAACUUACUUUGUCAAACUGUAUUUUUCCUCCCUUUGUAUGCUCGUGUAUAUACUGUGGUUACAUCAGUCGGAGUUUCUGCAGCAGUGUUACAAGUACAGAUUGGUUCUGGCAUUGAGGCUGUCAGUGACACUUUCUGGACUUAUUGGUUAAAUCAUUGGUAGGUAGAUUUACUUUUAAUAAUCAAUUAAUCAUUUGAGUCGUUAUCUAAGCAAUAAUCCCCCAAAUUCACUGGUCCCAGCUCCUCAGAUUGAAAUGAUGCUGCUUUUCUUAGUCUUUGGGUUUUGGUCGGACUGAAUUCGCAAUAUUUUACAAUAUUAAUUAAUCACUUUGGGCUCUGGGAAAUUGCAAUGGGCUUUUUUUUUUUUUUUUUUUUUUU